Cylicocyclus nassatus is the source of this 437-nucleotide messenger RNA. The record is from the annotation of a GenBank genome assembly. Lineage: Eukaryota; Metazoa; Nematoda; Chromadorea; Rhabditida; Strongylidae.
GGUGGGGAAGGGGUGGCAGCAAGGCGAAUGGAGUAUAAAUAUACGCAUGGAGAACUGCUCAUACAACCCUAAAAUGCGAGGCUACAUGUUCUUUGGACUGCUUCCUUACGUCGUGCUGUCGCUAAUAUUCAUAUGUCCAUCUUAUGCAGCGAACCCUUUGGCCACCUGUUACGACAAUUGGAGUCGCUGUACCCCACAAACAAGCUUUUUCACUGGUAAACUUUGGAAAUCCUGUCACGACUACUGCCGAAAAUGUAAGGGGCAGGAAAGGGGAGAAUGUGUCCAGGUGUACAAUAAAGUUUGCAGUGGAGGAUACCAGUGCCACUGCAAGGGUGAAGAUAUUGAGAAAUCAAAGCAUAUUCUUGACGUGAUUUCCUGCGCACUUGGACUAUGAAGGAUGGCAAAUCGAAUACGCUACCAUAAUCAUAGCAUUUUCU